AUGAGGUCAAUCAAGUAUAUACCGCCCGAAGCUAAGAGUUUGGCAGAGGCAUUUAACAAAAAUAUACUUCCAGUUGGUAAGGUUGUAUCAUUAUUUGGGCAGACUGAAAAUACUACAUUCACUUCUAGGGAUGUUUAUAAUCAUUUGAGGACGGUCAUAAAAUCAUUAUUGGAUGUUGGAGAUGCCGAAGCGGUGGUUGAUUAUUUUAGGAAGCGAUUAAUUGAAAACCCGAGCUUUUAUUAUGCAGCACAAGUGGAUGAAGUAGGCAGGGCAGCAAAUUUAUUUUGGAUCGAUGCGCGUUCACGAAUGGCUUAUAGCCCCUUCGGAGAUGCUGUACCCUCGGACACAACAUAUAAGACCAACAAAUAUAGUAUGCCUUUUGCGCCUUUCACAGGUACGGACUAUCACCACCAGUCUAUUACCUUUGGAUUUGCAUUACUAGGAGAUGAGACUAAAGAAACUUUUACCUGGUUGUUUAAGACAUGGCUUGAAGCAAUGGGAGGUACUCCUCCAAUUUUUAUACUUACUGAUCAAGAUCAGGCCAUGACAAUUGCAAUUGCCACGGUACUACCUAGAACUCGCCACCGUUACUGUUUAUGGCAUAUUAAGAAAUUUUUUGGAGAGAAGCUAAGUCAUGUAUUUUUUAAGAAAUCAAACUUUAAACCAACAGUCAAAGAGGUUACACGAUUUACAUAUACAGUUGAGGAUUUUGAAAAACAAUGGCAGUCUAUGCUAGUAGAGUUUAAAUUGACCGAGAAUGAAUGGCUUAAAGACUUGUACGAUAUUCGUGAAAAAUGGAUACCGGUUUACAAUAGAAGUUCUUUUUUGCCGGGAUGA
Messenger RNA from Papaver somniferum (opium poppy), 837 nucleotides. RefSeq names its product protein FAR1-RELATED SEQUENCE 5-like. The record is from RefSeq and is a predicted model, not a curated record. NCBI's taxonomy places the organism in Eukaryota, Viridiplantae, Streptophyta, Magnoliopsida, Ranunculales, Papaveraceae. The transcript has a single exon. Bases 1 to 837 code for a protein of 278 amino acids. Gene Ontology annotation, biological process: regulation of DNA-templated transcription.